AAUACUAGAAGAAAAAGGAAGAAAAAAAAAAAGAAGGAAAACUGCAAUCUGAUUCGCACUAUAUAAACAAACAAACAAACAAACUCUAAGCUUAAGGUCUCUCGAAACAAACAUAUAUCGAUCAUAAGGAGGUAGAGGACGCUGAGAACGGAGAAUUCUAAAUCGUAGCUCGUCACCGUAAGCUUACUUCUCCCUGCUUUUCGCGGCGGUUAUUAGGGUUUAAACUCGUUGGCGUUUUGAAAGUUCUUCGAUUAGAUCAGAUUUGUGGUUAACAUUGUUUACUGUUUGAUUUUGAAUCCUUGGGUUUUGGUGAUGGCGAACUUGGGAGGGAAGAUUGAUCCUAAGUCCUAUGGAGAUAGAAUUGCUAAGGGAAGGCCUCUGGAGCGUGAUGAUACAGUUUCUGAUCGGCAGAGCAAGAGGCAUUGUAUUAGAGAUGAUGAUGUGGUUUAUCAGCCGAAGACUAAGGAGACAAGGGAUGCUUAUGAGGCUAUGCUUGGCCUUAUUCAGCAGCAUCUGGGUGGGUUGACUUUGAAUAUUGUUAGUGGUGCCGCAGAUGAGAUCUUGGCUCUUCUCAAUAACGAUGCAGUCAAUAACCCUGAAAAGAAGUUGGAGAUUCAGAAGCUUCUGAAACCUAUACCUGAGGAGAUGAAUCAGGUUUUUGAUCAGCUUGUUUCCUUUGGGAAAUUGAUCACCGACUUUGGUGUGGCUGUUGAGUUUGAGGAGGACGAAGAAGAUAGUGAUUCUGAUAUAGCCCAUGAUGAAGAACUUCAGGAAACUGGAGAUAUGCAGGUGGUUGCAGGGGAGGGCACGAGUCUGAACGUUCAGGAUAUUGAUACAUACUGGCUCCACAGAGAAACAUCGAUAGAGAGGGAGGAGAACCUGCUGAAAAGUCUUUAUGAAGCAGCCCGGCGUUUGAAGGACAGAACUGUUGCUGAUGGAGAUUUAGAAAGUGGUUGGUUCAAGGGUCAGCGUCAGAUGCUGGACCUGGAGAGCUUGGCUUUUGUCCAAGGUGGUCUCCUGAUGGCGAAUACGACGUGUGUCCUUCCACCUGGCUUCUACAGAAGUCGUGGCGAGGGAUAUGAUGAACUUAACGUCCCAUGGGUUUCUAAAAAGGUGGAUAUCAAUGAGAAGCUUGUGAAGAUCACGGAGAUGCCAGCUUGGGCUCAACCGGCUUUUAAGGGAAUGCAACAGUUGAACAGUGUUCAGAGCAAAGUGUAUGAGACCGCGCUAUUUAAGGAUGAUAACAUUCUUCUUUGUGCUCCAACCGGUGCUGGGAAAACCAAUGUUGCCAUGCUCACCAUUCUCCAGCAAAUCGGAUUCAAUAAGAAGGAUGAUGGAACAUAUAACCAUGGAAAUUACAAAAUUGUCUAUGUUACACCCAUGAAAGCCCUUGUUACUGAGGUGGUUAGUAACCUGUCUUAUCGUCUGAAGGAUUAUGGAGUUACUGUGAAGGAACUCAGUGGGGAUCAGUCUCUUAGUGGGAAAGAAAUUGAGGAGGCCCAGAUAAUUGUUACCACACCAGAAAAGUGGGAUAUCAUCACCAGGAAGUCUAGUGAUACCCAGCUUGUGAGACUUGUUAUUAUCGAUGAAAUCCAUCUUCUUCAUGAUAAUAGAGGGCCUGUGCUUGAAAGCAUUGUCGCUAGGACUCUUAGACAGAUUGAAACCACGAAGGAGAAUAUUCGCUUGGUGGGUUUGUCAGCUACACUGCCAAAUUAUGAAGAUGUGGCCUUAUUUUUGCGGGUUGAUCUUAAGAAAGGGUUGUUUAAGUUCGACCGCAGCUACAGACCAGUGCCUCUUGGUCAGCAGUAUAUUGGAAUCAGUGUGAAAGAACCAUUGCAGAAGUUCCAGAUGAUGAAUGAUCUUUGUUAUCAGAAAGUGGUUGCUGGUGCUGGAAAGCACCAGGUUCUUAUUUUUGUUCAUUCGAGGAAUGAAACUGCAAAAACUGCAAAAGCAAUAUUGGAGACAGCAAUGGCGAACGAUACCCUCAGCAGAUUCCUGAAAGAAGAUAGUGCAAGUCGUGAAGUUCUUCAGAGUCAGAUUGAACUUAUUAAGAAUGGUGAUCUGAAAAAGCUUCUGCCUUACGGUUUUGCUAUUCAUCAUGCUGGGCUAGCAAGGGGUGAUCGUGAGAUAGUUGAGGCGCUUUUUGGUGAAGGGCAUGUGCAAGUCUUGGUUUCCACAGAAACUCUCGCAUGGAGUGUGAAGUUGCAUGCUCAUACUGUCAUAAUCAAAGGAACCGAGGUCUAUAAUCCUGAGAAAGGGGCGUGGAUGGAACUCACUCCCCUGGAUGUUAUGCAGAUGCUUGGUCAUGCUGGAAGACCUCAGUAUGAUCAAUAUGGGGAAGGUAUAAUUAUCACUAGCUACAGCAAGGUGCAGUUUUAUCUUUCUUUGAUGAAUGAGCAACUACCUAUUGAAAGCCAGUUUAUUUCAAAACUUGCUGAUCAGCUUAAUGCUGAAAUUGCGCUUGGAACGGUUCAGAAUGCUAGAGAGGCUUGCCAUUGGCUUGGCUAUACGUAUCUAUAUUACCGUAUGGUUCGUAAUCCAACGCUUUAUGGUUUAGCGCCUGAUGUCCUUGCAAAAGACGUAGUGUUGGAGGGAAGAAGAGCUGACCUGAUACACUCAGCUGCUACUAUCUUGGACAAAAACAACUUGGUUAAGUAUGACAGGAAAAGUGGAUGUUUCCAAGUUACUGAUCUGGGACGGAUUGCUAGCUACAACUGUGUAAGUCAUGGGACCAUAGCAACGUACAAUGAGCAUUUGAAGCCAACGAUGGGUGAUAUAGAUCUUUAUCAUCUGCUAUCACUGAGUGAGGAGUUCAAGUAUGUGACUGUUGGGCCAGAUGAGAAGAUGGAACUGACGAAACUUUUGGAUCGUGUCACGGUUCCGAUCAAGGAAACUCUGGAGGAGCCCAGUGCAAAGAUUAAUGUUUUGUUACAGACAUACAUUUCACAGCUUAAGCUUGAGAGUCUUUCUUUGACAUCAGACAUGGUUUUUAUAGGUCAGAACGCUGGACGUCUUGUACGAGCUCUCUAUGAAAUUGUAUUGAAGCGCGGAUGGGUUCAACUGUCUGAGAAAGCUCUGAAAAUGGUUGGGAGGAUUACUAGAAAAUAAAAAAAAAUUUAGGCUAUUUGCUAUUGACUCUAGAUCAGCAGAUUACCGGUACCUUGUUUCUAGUUCUGUCAACUAGCAUCUCAAGCGACUUGAUUUAAGCGUAUUGGUGUUGUUGGCGCAAUAACCUCGUGGAACUUUCCCUUAGCCAUGAUUACUCGGUUGGCCCUGCUCUUGCUUCUGGAUGCACAGUCGUUAUUAAACCAUCUCAACUUAUGCCCCUAACAGCACUUGCUGCGGCUGAAUUUGCACUUCAAGCUGGCGCUCCGGUAAGGGAGAUGACCUGAUCAUUUGUAGAUUUCGAACACGUAGUCUUUCCUUUAUAACAUGUAAUCUGGCUUUAUCAACCCAUCUCCAAAUGCUUGUAUUGUCAUGAAUGUCGCUACUACUAAUCUGAUGUAUGACUAUUGUGGCUGGAAGGCUAGCUUUUAACGAUGUUUCUUAUGUCAUCAAGAACUCUCUGAGCAGACCAAUUCUUUGCAGCUGUUUUGAGUUUUUUUCUAUGAUUCGUUUACAUGUGAGGAAAAUAAAGUUCACAGGAUAACAGCAGUUGGGAAGAAGUUGAUGGCAGCUGCUGCAUCUACUGCAAGAAGGUUUCUCUAGAACUUGGCGGCAAUCCCUCCAUAAUAUUUGAUGAUGCAGACCUGGAUGUUGCAGUAAAAGCAACGUUAAGUGAUAGUCAUGAGUGUUAGGGCAUUGCUUUAUCUAGAAGAUGCAAAAAACGUUGAUCCAUGACUAUAAAGAUCGUCAGUACUCUAAAACUUUAUAGUACUCAUUUGAUCUUGUGAUAUUUUGCAGGAAUAGUGGCCAGACAUGUGUUUGUGCGAACAGAGUACUUGUGGUACAGCGCACACCCCUAUGGAUCUUGCAUCUAGUAUCAAUUAGUAUUUUUUUUUCCACAGGUAUAUAUGAUAAAUUUGCUGAGGCUUUUUCUGAAGCAGUACAAAAAUUAGAAGUAGGAGAUGGCUUUAAGGAGGGGACACCCAGGUCCACUUAUAAACGGUGCAUUAAUUCAAAAGGUAGAGUCAUUCGUACAAGAUGCUGUUUCCAACGUAUGUUUUUUCUUAUGCAUCUUUGCAAACCUUGAUUUCUAAUUGAGGUGGUUCAUAUUUUAUGUUUGUAUGUCAUUAAGCUAGAAACAGUUCUCGUAUUAUAUACUAACAAGAGUAAUCUCUUCUGUAUUUGUUGUUUUAUUCUUCUUGAAGAGAGCAAAAAUCAUUCUCGGCGGCAAAAGGCACAGUCUAGGGAUGACUUUUUAUGAGGCUCUACUGUUAUCCCUGAUCAUGUCUAUCUAAGUUCUGAAAGAUUCACAUAAUUUCAGUGUUUUAGCUUUUUGUGUCUCUAAGCAUCUAGUGUUCUUCGCAUUUGUUUCUUAGGGAGGAGAUUUUCGGACCAGUAGCUCCCCUUAUUCGGUUCAUAACCGAGAAGGAAGCUAUCAGAAUCGCUAAUGACACUAUUGCAGGACUUGCUGCUUAUAUAUUCACAAACAGUGUCCAAUGAUCGUGGCGUGUCUCUGAAGCACUUGAGUGCGGGCUUGUAGGGGUGAACGAAAGGACUCAUAUCAACAGAAGCAAGACCAGAAAUGGAAGAAUCACAUUUUUUGAAAAUUAUAGUCAUUCAUUUGGUCACAUCUUUUUGAUGUGCAGGUGGCUCCAUUGUGGGGGAGUGAAGCAGUCUGGUCUUGGAAAGGAAUGAUCCAAGUAUGGUCUGGACGAAUACCUUGAGGUUACUCAGAAUACUCAUCACAUGAACUCGUUAUGAAGUGUAUCCAUGAGAAUAUGUAUUGUAUGUUACAAAAAAAAGUUCUUUAUAAGUACGGAGUUGUUUGUAAAUUACUGUCGUUAUUGACGCUUGGGUUCGCUGCAGAUCAAAUACAAUAUGAACAGACAGUGAUUUGGUUUGGAAA
Brassica napus (rape) is the source of this 5011-nucleotide messenger RNA. Its product is annotated as DExH-box ATP-dependent RNA helicase DExH12. The coding region runs from base 313 to 3108 and encodes 931 amino acids. Lineage: Eukaryota; Viridiplantae; Streptophyta; Magnoliopsida; Brassicales; Brassicaceae. The transcript has 9 exons. Gene Ontology annotation, cellular component: nucleus. The record is from RefSeq and is a predicted model, not a curated record. Gene Ontology annotation, molecular function: ATP hydrolysis activity; nucleic acid binding; ATP binding.